GCCUUGGAGACGCGUCGUAAUGCAGUGAGUGGACCGACAGAGGGUCAGAAUCCAGCCCGUGGAAGUGUGCGCGGAGGGGAAGUAUAGCUGGGGGUUUGUCGUGGGUGUGAGGGACUGAGAGAUUGCUCUUUACAAAAACCACCUCGCCGCAAACUUGAAGAGAAUGAGUGCACUACCAGCUAUGCCAAGGCAAAGUCUCCAGCGCUUUCCUAGCCUUGUACACCAAAGGUCUGUCCCUGCUCAACCACAAGAGCUACCGCAAAAGACUCACUACAGGAUUCAUUUGAUCAGGGACAGAAGUGUCAGAGAUCAUAAUCAGCAGAAGAAUAUCAAAGAGCUAUCCAAAGAGGAAACUGCAAUAUAUAGGAAUUCACUUAAGAAAAAUAUCUGCAUAGAGAUGCUGCGGAAGGGCUAUCACAAGUCUUUCUCAGAAGUUUUUACUGUGAUCCAGAGGUGGAACGCCUUGAGGGAUGCUGCGGGGCCAGGGUCAGCCAUAUGGCAUCAGAAGCCCUUGGAAGAGCAGCAAGAAAUACUGGAUCAACUUCAACAUUUCCUGACACGGGCUGAGGCAGCCCAAAGAGCAGGCUACUAUGAAGAUGUGUACAAAAAUCAGUUGGCAUUGGCUCAGUACUUCCAAGAACUCGAUGAUCGGUGGCUUUCAUAUCACUUCUUUGAAUGUUGCUUUCAGACAGCUACAAAAAUUAAAAGUGACGGAGGAAGAAAAGAAGCUGAAGCACACGAAAAUCUUGGAUUGGCUGAAGAGGAACACGGUCAGCUGGAAAAAUCUGCUGAGCAUUAUGAGGCGUUUUAUCAUCUGACAGUAGGCCGGAUAUGGAAAGAUGAGACAGGCCGCUCUCACAACUCACUGGCCUGUGAGAACCUCUGGAGAAUAUACACUUUGCAAUCAGACAAAAUGCUAGAGAACAGAGAAUGCCAACAGGCCAUCAAAACUCUAAUAAAAGCAUUUGAUAUGGCAAGAGAAGGAGACAAUAAAAAACUGGAAGGAGAAGCAGCUUACCGUUUGGGACUGGCUCAUAUUUCAUCUGGGAAUCCACAGAUGGCUAUAACAUAUUUAAAUACAUACAUGGAAAUUUCAAAAAUGCUGGAAGAUAAUGUGAGCCUUGGAAAAGCAUACAAAGCAAUGGCAAAAGCCCUAGAAAGCCAAGGAAAAAUUCUUGAAAGUGUGGAGUAUUUGGAAAACUUUAUUAAAAUUGCCAAACUGAACAAUUUAAGUCGAAGCCUAAUAGAAACAUACAGUUGCCUUGGAGAUAUUUUCAACACAAGAGGAAAUUACGAGAAAGCAUGCCAGUAUUUUUCUGAAGCAUAUGAGACUGCACUCAGCCUUAGUGAUUUAGCACUGAUAGAAGAGACACAGGUUCAGUACAGCAUUUCAAAGGCGCACAAGAUGAUGCUGACCGUUAGCAGACUUACAGACACUGCAGACUAUGCCAGCAUUGGGCACCUGCUAGCAUGGAAAAUGAAUAGAAGUGACAUAUUCAGUGACCCUGCAAAACCUGAAUUAACUUCCAUGAAAGAUACUGAAGAUGGAGGCAAAAGCAACGUCAUCAUGGAAAGCUCAGAUGAUCCUGAAAAUGAGACUUCUGCAGAGCUGGUGGCAACCUCAUAAUAUUGUUGACAAUUUUACUUCUGUUGCGUAUCAUAAUUAUAAAAAUGUGCAGUUAA
Molecule: messenger RNA, 1683 nt
Organism: Xenopus laevis (African clawed frog)
Lineage: Eukaryota; Metazoa; Chordata; Amphibia; Anura; Pipidae
Gene: ttc29.L
Product: tetratricopeptide repeat domain 29 L homeolog
Exons: 11
Coding region: 164-1627 (487 amino acids)
Biological process (GO): cilium movement
Cellular component (GO): motile cilium; sperm flagellum; cilium
Source: RefSeq, marked provisional